This is a messenger RNA of Girardinichthys multiradiatus, 1693 nucleotides long. RefSeq names its product HIV-1 Tat specific factor 1 (gene htatsf1). Gene Ontology annotation, biological process: mRNA splicing, via spliceosome. Gene Ontology annotation, molecular function: RNA binding. Lineage: Eukaryota; Metazoa; Chordata; Actinopteri; Cyprinodontiformes; Goodeidae. The record is from RefSeq and is a predicted model, not a curated record. The transcript is spliced from 10 exons. Gene Ontology annotation, cellular component: U2-type spliceosomal complex; U2 snRNP. Bases 204 to 1538 code for a protein of 444 amino acids.
AAGCGUCGUCGCGCAAUGAGUACAAACGCAAGCGGCGAGUAAAAAUACCGUUUGUUCGGCAUUAAAAUACACAACAUACAGUCUUAUCCUAACAGCAGCACCACAUUUGAUUUGUAUCAGUGACUAGGUCUUAUUGGAGGGGUUUAUUAUCUUCUUUUUGCCAACGAACGGGGGAGGAGGGCUUCGACCAUUUGUUUUUAAAGAUGAGUGGGGAAUCAGAUGCCAACAAGGAGUUUCUGGAGCAGCUGCGAAUGCAGGAACUCUAUGGACAGAGAAGUGAAGAUGGCUCAGAUCCAUACACCUACACUGAUCCGGUGGAUGGGACUGUGUAUGACUGGGACCAUGAGAAAAAAGCCUGGUUUCCUAAAAUAACAGAGGACUUCAUCGCAGCCUACCAGGCGAACUAUGGCUUCACUCAGGAAGGAGAUCCGGGUGGAAACGAUGCAGCACAGAGCAGUUCGGAACCUGCAGCUCCUGAACCGAACAGCAAGCCACCAGAAACGGAGAAAUCAGCCAAUCCUGUUCCAGAUCCUGCUCCAGAGAACCAAGAGAGCCCCGUUAAAGAAGCCAAGCAGAAAGGGGAUAAAAGGAAAGCCGAGCCAGGAUGGUUUGAUAUUGAAGAGGACAAAAACACAAACGUCUAUGUAUCAGGUCUGCCUCCUGAUAUCAGCCCUGAUGAGUUUGUUGAGCUGAUGUCCAAGUGCGGCAUCGUGAUGCGGGACCCCAUCACUGAAGACUACAAGGUGAAACUCUACAAGGACAAAGAUGGUAACCUGAAAGGAGAUGGCCUCUGCUGCUAUCUGAAGAAAGAGUCCGUGGCGCUGGCUGCACGUCUGAUUGACGAGUCUGAGGUCCGAGGGUAUAAACUGCACGUGGAAGCAGCUCGCUUUGAGCUUAAGGGCCAGUAUGAUGCCACCAAGAAGAAGAAGAAAAGCAAGGAUUACAAGAAGAAGCUACACCAGCAACAGAAACAGCUGGACUGGAGGCCCGAGAAACAAGGAGAACUUAGGAAGAGGCAUGAAAAAGUUGUCAUCAUCAGGAACAUGUUCCAUCCCAGCGACUUUGAGGAAGACCCGCUGGUGCUGAAUGAGUAUCGUGAGGAUCUACGGACAGAGUGUGAGAAGUUUGGUGAAGUCAAGAAAGUCAUCCUGUUUGAUAGACACCCAGACGGUGUUGCAUCAGUUGCAUUCAAGGAGCCAGAGCAAGCCGACGCCUGUAUUCUUUCAUUCAACGGCCGCUGGUUCGGAGGAAGGCAGCUGUCUGCGCAGCUCUGGGACGGAACGACAGACCAUCAGGUUGAAGAGACGUCACGUGAGCGGGAGGAGCGGCUAAAAGGCUGGUCUGCGUUCUUAGACGGCACAGAUAAAGAACAACAGAAAAACUGUGGCAGCGAACCAGCAGAGAGCAGUACAGAACCCAGCGAGUCCACCAGCACCACAGAACCUCAGAAAACAGAGCCGCAAUUAUCAGAGCAACCGGAAGAGCAGGUGGACUCUACUGAUAGCAGCCUGGCAGGAAGUGAUAACGACGAAGCCUAGGCACUGACGUCUUCAUUUCCCAAGGAAUCACCGAGGUAGUUCGGAUUUAAAGGGAAAAGCGGCAACGUUUGCUUCUGAGGAAACGGGGGAGGACAGAUGUGGACCGUUUUAGCUGUUUUUGUAAUGUAGAGAAAUAAAAUAUUUUUCCUGCCCUA